UAUGGGUGACGUCACUUGCGCUGUGCUGCCAACAUGGCGACCGUGUAAUGUGGUUCAAAUGUGUGGAGCAUCAACAAAAUGAGGCUGUCCCGUUGCUUCAAUUUGGUUUUGGUUCGACGAAAGUGCAUCAUCUUUCCGAUACUGCUGAUCCUGUUGGUCGGUGCUUCUCUGACCUCCCUGCUGCCGUCUGCUGAGGAGCAUGGAGGUGCUGGGGUCCUGGGAGUGCUCCGCAGGGCAACCACACAAAAGAGGAGCCCUGGAGACGGCCAUGGCUUCGAAAACUCAGAGGACAAGUUUACCAUCAUCAUUCAAACCUACAACCGUACAGACAUCUUACUUAAACUGCUCAACCACUACCAGGCGGUGCCUCAUCUUCAGAGGGUUAUCGUGGUCUGGAAUAACGUGAAGGAACAGACGCCGGUGAAGUUAUGGGACUCCUUGGGCCCUCAUCCCGUCCAGGUGGUCUUUAAAGAGCAGAGGAGCAAUCUAAUGCGCAAUAGAUUGCAACCAUUCCCUGAAAUUGACACUGAUGCUGUGUUGAUGCUGGAUGAUGACACACUGGUUAGUGUUCCUGACCUCAUUUUUGCCUUUUCUGUCUGGAAGCAAUUUUCCGACCAAAUCGUUGGCUUUGUUCCACGGAAGCACGUCUCGACAGGGGGGGUGUUCAGCUACGGCAGCUUCGAGCUGCAGGACCCAGAGACGGCGGGGGGGGACCGGUACUCCAUGGUCUUAAUUGGCGCAGCUUUCUUCCACCGCCGCUACCUGCAGCUCUUCCAGGACCAGCCUCAAGCCGUCCGAGACCUGAUCGAUGAAACGCAGAACUGUGACGACAUCGCGGUGAACUUUGCCGUGGCGCUUUAUUUAAAAAGCGCUCGACCCUCUGGGGUGUUUGUCAAGCCCGUGGACCUCCGCAACCUGGAGAAAGAUGCCAGCAGUGGAUACCAGGGGAUGUGGAACCGUCCCGAGCACCUUCUCCAGAGGUCCUACUGUCUGAACAAGCUGAAACAGAUCUAUGGAGUCAUGCCGCUCUGCUACUCCAAUAUAAUGUUCUCCCAGUUUGGUUUCCCGAACUAUGCCAAUCACAAGAGCAGGGGCUGACAACGGGCCUAAUUUCUGCCUGUUUUCGGCUGAUUUAGUCACAGCUCAGGGUUCAGUUUGGUAAGUAUAUUUGGUUCAUGCUGAAAUUCUACAUCUUGUUUGGUGGUAUUCUACUUGAUUUAUAAAAAAAUGUCAGUGCCUUCAAAUUGACAGAUUUUGUUCUUUCUUUUGUUUAGUCUUUUAUAUUCCCGAACAUUGUCAGACGUCAGUUGAUUGGAAGUUUGUGGACUUACGUUUUUCCUGGAUAAAACACAGUAUUUGAAAUCAGUAAUAAUUAGCUGUGGGAAAACGUCCUUUUCCUCAGUGCGCUUAGUGCAUUUAACUCACUCUUAAAUCAGAAGAUGUUGGGCUGAGAAGCACUUUCCACUUGUAUCUAAACGUGAUCAUAAAAUGCACAGAAAUAAUAAGACAUCCUUGGACUAAAAGGUAGGUCUGUGAUUAAAAUCUAACAAUUGAUAAUGGUAAUAUGUAAAAAAAAAAAUAAUAUUCUAAUGUAUGUUUCCUGUAUGUGCAGACCAUUUUCAAACGGUUACAUUUGUUAUUAUAAAUGUCUGAUGUGAUUCAAUUCAAUAAAGAUUCUCUUUAUAGGAUCAGAGCCGGUGACAGAAUUUUAAUUGAAGCUUCUUGGAAGCACUGAUGUAGAAGUGCAUUUAAUAAAAACAAAUAAAUAAAAAAAAGACUCCAUAUUGUUGCUUUUAAUUUCUGACCAAAUAUGGCUCCAAUUUUUGCCCUCUUCUGCAUUGGGUUGUCAUUCAUUUAAGUUCACAACCCUAAGAGGACGCUGCCAAAUGCCCAAAAAACUAAACAAAAGAUUUUGGUAAAGCCGCAGAAUUAAACUUGAAUGAAUGUAUCCUCCUCAGGCCAUUACUGUUUUUAUAUCAACAACCUGACUCACAAACCUUUACCUGUCAAGGCUCUUGCUUUUUCAAAAGUUUAGUUAAAUAAAGCCUAACAGAAGUUGAUUAAUCUGCAGCUAAACGUUAAGAUAUCUGUGGAUUAGACUUCCCUCUCAUCUCCACAAUAGAGAAAUCGUGUUACUGAACUGCAGUUUUAAUGACAUAAAAUCUGAUUUUCUCAAUCACUUUAUAUGAUUGCCAAGGUUUCCUGUCCAUCAAAAGCUGGACAACUAUAACAUUUUUAUUUUAAGGAUUAAACAUCUCUGCAAUACGAACAGAAGGGAAAGUUAGGCUUUAAUUUGAUAUAAAGCUUAGUACUUCUAUUUUAGGAAGGUUAGCAAAGUACACAUGAUUUUACAUUUACAAAAGAAAAAACACUAAUUGUGCAUUGCAGCAGCAGCACCUGAUAAUUGUCUGUUAAAACACCCAUGUAUUGUUAAAAGUUCCUUCAUCAACCUUAGAAAACAAUAUGUAGAUGGGAGACGUCCUAAAUAUUAGAGCCAAAGCCAAAUGCAAAGUUUAAGCAAUUUGGGCUUCAUCCCUGAUUUCCGAGGAGUCUUAUGUCAGUGUACAUUCACAGCCAGCCCAACCUUCAUAAAUACACUGUGCUGUACCCGGGUAAAAUGAUCUGAGGUUAAACCUCUUGCGUCUCCUCAGCCAUAGUAUGCUCCAGACUGCUGUGUUUGGUUCUCUGGUGAUGUAGACUUAUGAUGGAAUAAAAUACUGGGCUACAGACAAUUUGGUUUAGGUUUCUACCUCCCCUUUGUGUGAAUUUGGGAGACAUUCGACAUGAAUAAAACCACAGACAAAACACACUGAAGUAGGUUUUAAAAAAGCCAAUAUGGCCUAAUUAAUGUUUUGUUUUUUUAACAUCACCAAUAAAUCAUCUUAACUCUGAUCUGUACCUUUGGAUGGAGAACUAUAUAUAUAU
Menidia menidia (Atlantic silverside) is the source of this 2925-nucleotide messenger RNA. NCBI's taxonomy places the organism in Eukaryota, Metazoa, Chordata, Actinopteri, Atheriniformes, Atherinopsidae. The record is from the annotation of a GenBank genome assembly.